Messenger RNA from Fulvia fulva, 5607 nucleotides. RefSeq names its product Fatty acid synthase subunit alpha. Gene Ontology annotation, molecular function: 3-oxoacyl-[acyl-carrier-protein] reductase (NADPH) activity; magnesium ion binding; 3-oxoacyl-[acyl-carrier-protein] synthase activity. The transcript is spliced from 3 exons. Gene Ontology annotation, cellular component: fatty acid synthase complex. The coding region runs from base 1 to 5607 and encodes 1868 amino acids. The record is from RefSeq and is a predicted model, not a curated record. Gene Ontology annotation, biological process: long-chain fatty acid biosynthetic process. Lineage: Eukaryota; Fungi; Ascomycota; Dothideomycetes; Mycosphaerellales; Mycosphaerellaceae.
AUGCGUCCCGAGGUCGAGCAAGAUCUGGCCCACACCCUGCUCGUGGAGCUCCUGGCGUACCAAUUCGCAUCGCCAGUGAGAUGGAUCGAGACCCAGGACGUCAUCCUUGGCGAGAAGACGACAGAAAGGAUAGUGGAAGUCGGUCCUGCAGACACACUUGGAGGCAUGGCGAAGCGGACACUAGCAGCAAAGUAUGAAGCAUACGAUGCCGCACGAUCAGUACAACGGCAGAUUCUGUGCUACAACAAGGACGCGAAGGAUAUUUACUACGAUGUGGACCCCGUGGAAGAUGAGCCUGCGCCGGCUGCUGCACCAAGUGCUGGAAACGCCGCGCCUGCAGCAGCAGCAUCAGCAGCGUCCUCGUCAGCCCCUGCUCCAGCAGCUGCUGCUCCGCCGGCGGCGGCGGCGGCGGCAAGCUCUGGACCAGCGGCGGCCGUGGCAGAUGCACCAGUGGGCGCUGUCGACAUCUUGAGAGCCCUGGUUGCCCAGAAGCUCAAGAAGCCACUCGCAGACAUUCCACUCAGCAAAGCCAUCAAGGACUUGGUUGGAGGCAAGUCGACCCUUCAAAACGAAAUCCUUGGUGACCUCGGAAAAGAGUUCGGCUCAACACCAGAGAAGCCGGAAGACACUCCUCUCGAUGAGUUAGGUGCAUCGAUGCAGGCUACCUUCAAUGGUCAGCUUGGCAAGCAGUCCUCCUCGCUCAUCGCCCGCAUGGUUUCCUCCAAGAUGCCCGGUGGCUUCAACAUCACAGCUGUGCGAAAACACCUAGAAACAAAGUGGGGUCUUGGAACUGGGCGACAAGAUGGCGUUCUGCUGCUUGCACUUACCAGUGAACCCGCGUCGCGUCUCGGCUCCGAAAAUGACGCCAAGUCAUGGUUGGACGACACUGCACAGAAGUAUGCUGCAAACGCUGGCAUUAGCUUGUCGACUGGACCUGCUGCUGGAGAGGGCGGUGCUGCUGGGGGUGGCAUGAUGAUGGACCCAGCUGCCAUCGAUGCCCUCACCAAGGAUCAGCGAGCAUUGUUCAAGCAGCAGCUUGAGCUCUUCGCUCGAUACCUCAAGAUGGACCUACGAGCAGGAGACAAGGCGGCAAUUGCGACGAAGCGGAAUGAGGCUGCACUCCAGGCACAACUCGAUUUGUGGAACACCGAACACGGUGAAUUCUACGCCGCUGGCAUUGAGCCCUCCUUCAGCCCACUCAAGGCACGCGUCUACGACUCAUCCUGGAAUUGGGCACGACAAGAUGCACUUACGAUGUACUACGAUAUCAUCUUCGGGCGCCUGAAGGCUGUUGAUCGCGAGAUUGUCUCCCGAUGCAUCCUUAUCAUGAACAGAUCCAACCCAAGUCUCCUCGAAUUCAUGCAGUACCACAUCGACCACUGUCCCACGGAACGAGGCGAGACGUACGAGCUGGCAAAAGAGUUGGGACAACAGCUUAUUGAGAACUGCCGCGACGUCCUGGGUGAGGCACCCGUCUACAAGGACGUCGCAAUGCCGACUGCACCACAUCUAACCAUCUCACCUCGUGGUGAUAUGGAUUACGAAGAGCAGCCACGUGCCAGCGUCCGCAAGCUCGAGCACUACGUUCGGGAGAUGGCCGAGGGAGGCAAGAUCUCAGAAUACGGCAACAGGACCAAGGUGCAGAACGACCUCCAGCGAGUCUACAAGCUCAUCCGACAACAACACAAGCUUUCUAAGUCAUCCCAGCUCGAGAUCAAGUCGCUCUACAGCAACAUCGUCCGAUCGCUCUCGAUGAAUGAAGGCCAGAUCAUGCCCACCGAGAAUGGUAAGGCGAACGGCCACAUCAAGAAGGCCGGUCGCAACGGGCGUGUCAACGGGGCUGUCAAGUCCGGCAAGGUCGAGACUGUACCAUUCUUGCACUUGAAGCGCAAGGAAGAGCACGGCUGGGAAUACAGCAAGAAGCUCACGAGCGUGUAUCUUGAUGGCCUCGAGAAGGCAGCGAGCGGCGGUGUCACAUACCAGGGCAAGCACGUUCUGAUGACUGGUGCUGGUGCUGGGUCCAUUGGUGCCGAUGUCCUUCAAGGUCUAGUCAGCGGUGGCGCCAAGGUGAUUGUCACCACAUCUCGCUUCUCGCGCGAGGUCACCGAGUACUACCAAGCCAUGUACGCUCGCUAUGGCGCUCGUGGGUCGCAGCUUGUGGUCGUUCCUUUCAACCAGGGAAGCUUGCAGGAUGUCAACGCCCUUGUCGACUACAUUUACGACGAGAAGAAGGGCCUCGGCUGGGACCUCGACUUCAUCGUGCCGUUCGCUGCUAUCCCAGAGAAUGGUCGUGAGAUCGACAGCAUCGACAGCAAGUCUGAGCUCGCCCAUCGCAUCAUGCUCACCAAUCUGUUGCGCAUGCUUGGUGCGGUCAAGGCUCAGAAGGCUACUCGCGGCUUCGAGACUCGUCCAGCGCAGGUCAUCCUCCCACUCUCGCCAAACCACGGUACCUUCGGGAACGAUGGUCUGUACUCGGAAUCGAAGCUGGCGCUUGAAACACUGUUCAACAGAUGGUACUCUGAGAGCUGGGGUAACUUCCUCACCAUCUGUGGUGCCGUUAUUGGUUGGACUCGUGGCACUGGUCUCAUGGGUGGCAACAACAUUGUCGCCCAAGGUGUCGAGAAGUACGGUGUCCGCACUUUCUCGCAGCAAGAGAUGGCUUUCAACUUGCUCGGUCUGAUGUCACCCUCAAUCGUCAACCUCUGCCAGCAGGAGCCCGUCUUUGCUGAUCUGAACGGUGGUCUCCAGUUCUUGCCAAAUCUCAAGGAUCUGAUGACUCGCCUGCGCAAGGAGAUCACAGAAACUGCUGAGAUCCGCCGCGCUGUCACUCGCGAGACUUCUGUUGAGAACAAGAUCAUCAACGGUGAGGACAGCGAGGCAUUCUACAAGACUGUCAAGGUCGACAAGCGUGCCAACCUCAAAUUUGACUUCCCCAAGCUCCCAGACUGGAAGUCGGAAGUUGAGCCACUCAACGCCGACCUCAAGGGCAUGGUUGAUCUUGAGAAGGUCGUUGUGGUCACUGGUUUCUCUGAGGUUGGUCCUUGGGGUAACUCCAGAACUCGAUGGGAGAUGGAAGCAUAUGGCCAGUUCUCGCUUGAGGGCUGUGUCGAAAUGGCCUGGAUCAUGGGUCUCAUCAAGAACCACAACGGUCCCCUCAAGGGCAAGAGCUACUCCGGCUGGGUUGAUGCGAAGUCUGGUGAGCCUGUCGAUGACAAGGACAUCAAGGCUAAGUACGAGAAGCACAUCCUCGACCAUGCUGGUAUCCGCCUUAUUGAGCCGGAGCUGUUCAAUGGCUACGACCCGAACAAGAAGCAACUUAUGCAGGAGAUUCAGAUCGAGGAGGACCUUGAUCCGUUCGAGUCGUCCAAGGAGACCGCUGCCGAGUUCAAGCGCGAGCACGGCGAGAAGGUCGAGACCUUCGAGCUCGAAUCUGGCGAGUACCAGGUCCGUCUGAAGAAGGGCGCCACUCUUCUCAUCCCCAAGGCCCUUCGAUUCGACCGCCUGGUCGCUGGUCAAAUUCCCACCGGAUGGGACGCCAAGCGGUACGGUGUUCCAGACGACAUCAUCUCCCAAGUCGACCCUGUCACCCUUUACGUCCUGGUGUCCACUGCUGAGUGUCUGUUGGCAUCUGGUAUCACUGAUCCAUACGAGUUCUACAAGUAUGUGCACAUCUCGGAAGUCGGUAACUGCAUAGGUUCCGGUAUUGGCGGUACUACCGCUUUACGUGGAAUGUAUAAGGACCGCUUCCUUGACAAGCCUCUGCAGAAAGACAUUCUGCAGGAGUCCUUCAUCAACACUAUGAGUGCCUGGAUCAACAUGUUGCUCAUCUCAUCCACCGGUCCAAUCCGCACACCUGUUGGUGCUUGCGCAACUGCUGUUGAGUCCAUUGACAUUGGAUACGACUGCAUUGUGGAAGGCAAGGCCCGCAUGUGCUUCGUCGGUGGUUUCGAUGACUUUCAGGAAGAAGGCUCGUACGAAUUCGCCAACAUGGGCGCCACCAGCAAUGCCAAGGACGAAAUGGCUCGCGGCCGCACACCACAGGAGAUGUCGCGUCCUACCACCACCACCCGAAACGGCUUCAUGGAGUCGCAGGGUUGCGGUAUGCAAGUCAUCAUGGAUGCUCAGCUCGCUCUUGAUAUGGGUGUGCCCAUCUACGGUGUGCUUGGCUUCACUGCUACAGCCACUGACAAGAUUGGUCGUUCCGUGCCAGCUCCUGGUCAGGGUGUCUUGACCACUGCCCGUGAGCAGCCAAGCAAGUUCCCAUCGCCACUCCUUGACAUCAAGUACAGGAAGCGACAGAUGGACCUUCGCCGCAAGGCGAUCAAGAACUGGCAAGAGUCUGAGCUCAUGUACUUGCAGGAAGAGGUCGCGGCCAUGAAGCAACAGAGUACCGAGGAGUUCAGCGAGUCUGAAUACAUGGCAGACCGCGCAGGCCACAUCGAACGCGAGGCCCGACGACAGGAGAAGGAUGCUCUGCGACAGCUGGGCAACAACUUCUGGAAGCAAGACUCUCGCAUUGCGCCACUUCGAGGUGCACUUGCCACUUGGGGCUUGACCAUCGAUGAUCUCGAUGUCGCCUCGUUCCACGGUACCUCGACCGUCGCCAACGACAAGAACGAGUCCGAUGUCAUCUGCCAGCAGAUGAAGCAUCUCGGUCGCAAGAAGGGCAACGCCCUGCUCGGUAUCUUCCAGAAGUACUUGACUGGUCACCCCAAAGGUGCUGCUGGUGCAUGGAUGUUCAACGGCUGUCUGCAGGUGCUCAACACGGGUCUCGUGCCUGGUAACAGGAACGCCGACAACGUCGACAAGGUCAUGGAGAAGUUUGACUACAUUGUCUACCCAAGCCAAAGCAUCCAGACUGAUGGCAUCAAGGCCUUCUCGGUCACAUCCUUCGGUUUCGGUCAAAAGGGUGCACAAGCGAUCGGUAUCCACCCCAAGUACCUGUUCGCUACCUUGGACCAGACCCAGUUCCAGACAUACAAGCAGAAGGUCGAGGCUCGCCAGAAGAAGGCAUACAGGUACUUCCACGACGGCCUCAUUAACAACACCAUGUUCCGCGCCAAGAGCAAGUCGCCAUACGAGGACGCACAGCAGAGCCAGGUCUUCCUCAACCCAGAUGCUCGCGUCUCUGCAGACAAGAAGAGCGCCGAGUUCACCUACCCAAAGAAGUCGCCUGUCAAGCCAACUGACAAGAACACCACCGAAAUGGUCGAGACCUUGAUGAAGGUCAAUGCAUCUGCCAACUCGAAUCCAGGUGUCGACAUUGAGAGUAUCGACGCGAUUGACAUCACGAACGAUACCUUCAUUGAGCGCAACUUCACACCGGCUGAGAUCGCAUACUGCCGCAAGGCGUCUUCACCUCAAGCCAGCUUCGUCGGCAGGUGGAGCGCGAAGGAGGCUAUCUUCAAGAGCUUGAAGGUCGCCAGCCAGGGAGCCGGCCAGCCUAUGAAGGAGAUUGAGAUCGUCGCUGAUGAGUCUGGCGCGCCUCAGGUGACUCUACACGGCCAAGCCAAAGAAGCCGCCUCGAAGGCCGGCGUUAAGUCGACGACUGUGUCCAUCAGCCACAGUGACGCUCAGGUCAUCGCCGUGGCGAUCUCGGCUUUUUGA